AUGGAUAAGAAGGAAUUGAGGUCACUGGCGGUCGCUUAUUUGGUGCUGGGGAUGAUGCUUGUGGGUCAGUCCACUGCUUCUUUCGAAAGCUGCUAUGGGAGCUGCUUCAUCCUCUGUGUCAUCAUUCCUAACAACACGGUUGGCUCAUGCACCCUUGAAUGCUUGAAAGAUUGCAUCAUACCAAACCCUCCUUUAGGUCAGAGUAAUAUCCAAAACCACAAUCACUAUAACUUCUGCAAGCUUGGAUGUGCUUCUACCUUGUGUUCCAAUUUCAGCACUAAACAAAACCCAGAGGUAGAGAAAGUGAGCGGCUGCGUGGAUUCCUGCUCAGGGAGAUGUAAAACCAAGAAUACCUCACCGCCUAAGAAGAAUUAG
Prunus armeniaca (apricot) is the source of this 375-nucleotide messenger RNA. NCBI's taxonomy places the organism in Eukaryota, Viridiplantae, Streptophyta, Magnoliopsida, Rosales, Rosaceae. The record is from the annotation of a GenBank genome assembly.